AUGUCCGCCAUUAAUAAACCAAUACUUCCAGAUCCGCCUGGCCAACUCGGUCUGAGCGAGGCAGAAAAGGAACUCUCGUGGGAAGAGCACAGUUACGCACGAGCGAAGAAGAGGGAUGAAGCAGCGGUAGCGAGAGUGGAAGCGGAAGCACGGAAGAUCACCCAGACCGACGAGAAGGCAGGGGAGAAGUCGUGGUUCAGUGUGUUCUGGGCGUGGAGGAAGAAGAUGGAGAGGGCUCACUGGAGGUUUUGUUUGGAAUGUGCAUGGACCAACAAUCUGUUGAUGGCCAAGUUCUACGAGAUCAUGUCUUAG
Parastagonospora nodorum SN15 is the source of this 312-nucleotide messenger RNA. RefSeq lists its product as hypothetical. Lineage: Eukaryota; Fungi; Ascomycota; Dothideomycetes; Pleosporales; Phaeosphaeriaceae. Bases 1 to 312 code for a protein of 103 amino acids. The record is from RefSeq and is a predicted model, not a curated record. The transcript is spliced from 2 exons.